UGAAGCGCUUAAUGACGCAGAUGCUGUUGGCGGAUAUUUUGAUUUUCCAGCGUUAACAAAAUGUUAAAUAAAAUACCAGCAACCAAAUUGAAAUCAAGUUUGAAAAAUAGAUUCGACGCAGCAUCACUUCCGAAAAUACAUUCAAUGGCAUGGCUGAACUAUGAGAUGUUUCUCAAGAGACUUGCAAGACUGGCUGCUGAUAAUGCUAAACAAGACAAAUCUGCUGUAAUCAGAGAGAAUCAUGUCCGUAAUGCAGCUAAGACUAUCCUUGGUGGUAUCCGAGGCUGAACAUUUUGCUGGACACAUUACCAUGCGGGGAAAAGUGCAAUAGUGAAAAGUCAGUGUGAACUGCAACUGUUGAAUUGUUGAACAUUAAAAACUGCCGUUGUUAAUACUGUGUUGAACAACUUCCUUUUGGUUCUGCUACUGAAUCUACAGCUGUCGUUUACAAUGUGACUUUGAUCCAACACUAUUCUGUAUUAUACUAAUAGAGAGAUGUCUGCAGGUUGGACUACAGUUGCCGAGGCAUAUCAUUAGAAGAAUUAAAUUAUUAAAAAAAAUGAGGAAUCUGCAUGGCAAUUGAAGACAUGUAUUUAGAUGAAGAGAUAGGAAGCUAAUUAAGGACAGCAAAAAAUAGUUGCAUUUAACAAUAUUUCUGAUUUGGUGAAGUAGAAUUGUGUACAUCUUCUUCAAUUGAAUUAAUUACAUUUGUACUAGAAAAAUAGCCAGGUUGCCGUACGUAAUCAAGCAUGAUUAAAAUCUGUUGUAUCACUUUAAAAAAAAAAACACUGUAAAAAAGCUAAUUUUUAGCUUGACUAUACGAAGUAUAUGGAGAGCUAUUCUACUCACCCUGGGGUCGGCGUCUUUCCGGGUCCCCCACCUAAUCAAGUUUUUUACACUUUCUCUUUUUUCUCCAUAUCUCUGUAAUUACUUGAUGAAUUUGCUUUAAACUUAAAAUAGUUAUUCCCCAUCAUCACUCACAUCAUAUGACACAAGGGCCAAAACUCUCACACCAAUAUUUCAUUAAUUAUCCCCAUUUUUUUUAGUUUUUCAGGUUAAAGUUUUGAUGCACUUUCACUCUAUCUCAAUUAUUCCUAAAUCGAUUGGAUUCAAACUGAAAGUAGUUGUUCCACAUCAUCUCCCACAUGAUAUGACACAAGGCACAUAACUCUGGUACCAAUAUUUAAUGAAUUAUCCUGCCUUUUUACCUUGAAUUUCAUGUUAAAGUUUUGAUGCACUUCCACUGUAUCUCAGUUAUUACUAAAUGGAUUUGAUUCAAACUUAAAAUAGUUGUUCAACAUCAUCACCCACAAGGGACAUAACUCUGGCACCAACAUUUCAUGAAUUACCUCCCUCUUUACUUAGAAUUAGAAUUUCAGUUUGGUACACUUUCACUCUAUCUCAGUUAUUACUAAAUGGGCUUGAUUCAAACAUAAAAUAUUGUUCCACCUUAUCACCCACAUCAUGUGACACAAGGUGCAUAACUGUGGCACCAAUUUUUCAUGAAUUAUGCCCCUUGUACUUAGAAUAUAAGGUUAAGUUUGAUGUAUUUUCACUAUAUCUCAAGUUAUUAUGAAAUGCAGUUGAUUCAAACUUGAAGUAGUUGUUCCACAUCAUAUGACACAAGAUGCAAAACUCUUCCACCAAUAUUUUAUGAAUUAUGCCCCUUUUCUGCUUAGAAUAUACUUAUAUAGUGUUUUGGUUAGGGCUGUAACGAAUACACUAAGGGGCGAAUAUGAUACGCAUCACUAAUACAGGGUGAUAAAUACGAAUAUUUUAUUCAUGAAUACAAAUUCUAUACAAAAAGGUCACCGAACAGUAUGUGGCUUUUGCCAACAAUAGAUUACAGUCUGCUGACAAGAUUAUAGUACUUACUUGGUACUUAAAACACUGUGAUUGUGAACUACUACUGUUCAAAAGUAAAACAAAAAACACACGUGAAAAUAUUUGUCUACUGUUGUGGGUGGGGAAAUACAAAGAAAACGAAUAAUUAAUGCGAAAUGCGCUAUGAAACGGGAGCAUUUUUGGUAGCUUUCCUGUGUUUUAGAUCAAUUCAAGUAAUUUUAGUAUGGAUUAUGCAGUUUUUAUUUAUAUCCGUAAAUAUUCGGUUCAGGACAUAGCGAAUAACGAAUACAAUUCAGACAAAACUGUAUUCGAUUUAAUCGAAUGUAUCGUUACAGCCCUAGCUAGUUUUGGUACACUUUAUCUGUACCUCUCUUAUAACUUUAUAUUUUUAACAUGACUCAAGCUAUUGUGCAAUAUCCAUCCACCAUUAGAGUCAUUAAACUCUCCUGUGAUAGUUCCAGUUUUUCCUCAGAUGUGCCCAGUUUCACUAUCAAGCAUCGAAAUAGUCAAGCGCACUGUCUCCUGUGACAGCUCUUGUUUGUACUCUGGGUAAUUACAUCCAAUUGUUGCUUUGCUUAUAGAUAUAUUGAAGCCUUUGAUGGUUAUUCAAUUUUGUGUUGUUACAUAUAUUUUCUUGCAUACAUAUUGACCUAGUGGACCAGUAGUGAUAGCUGAUAACUUCCAUUCAAUUGCAUAUACUAUGCUAUUGUGGCUUUUGAGCUGGUGUGAAUGGCUCGGGAAACAGAUUUUUAAUAGUUGUUGAAACAUUUAUUUAUGAUUUCUGAACGUGAUAAACCACUAGCGAAAUAAUAACUUAAGGCUUAUCAGCAUCCCUAAAAUUUCUACUUUUUCCUGCUUUUUUCAGUAUUGCUAAAAUUUCUAAAAAAAAAGAAAAAUUAAAAGGAAUUCUUAAAAAUGCCCUAUUUUCCCCUCUUAAUAUUUGUUUUUCAACAUACUAUUGAAGUUUGAUUAGUACUUCAUGCUUAAUAUGUUAAAAUGUAGUUUUAUAGGUCUUCUUAUUCACUGCAAGCAGUUUUAUCCAGUUUAUAGACAACUGACCAGUGGUUCUGUGGGUUCAGUCUGUUAUUAGCUGUGACUGGAUAAGGGAGAUUGAAUUCUGAAUGUCUAUAUUUUAGUAAACAUUCUUAAUUUUAUCCCAAAAAUAUCUAAGAAAUAGUAGCAAAUUCCUAAUUUUAGCCCAAAGUUUUGUUUAAAAUCACCCUAAAUUUUUGUCAGAAGAUGCUGAACAGCCUUUUUAAACUUGUAUAAGUCUUGUAUUGUCAAAGAUUCAUGUUUUGAUUUGUAUCUUGUUUAGUAAAUCUUUAUGGGAAUUGUUUCAAAA
Mercenaria mercenaria is the source of this 3187-nucleotide messenger RNA. Its product is annotated as centromere protein W-like. The coding region runs from base 61 to 288 and encodes 75 amino acids. The transcript is spliced from 3 exons. The record is from RefSeq and is a predicted model, not a curated record. NCBI's taxonomy places the organism in Eukaryota, Metazoa, Mollusca, Bivalvia, Venerida, Veneridae. Gene Ontology annotation, biological process: mitotic cell cycle; kinetochore assembly. Gene Ontology annotation, molecular function: DNA binding; protein heterodimerization activity.